Messenger RNA from Cavenderia fasciculata, 4041 nucleotides. It is a transcript of the gene gefY, whose product is annotated as RasGEF domain-containing protein. The record is from RefSeq and is a predicted model, not a curated record. The transcript has 3 exons. Gene Ontology annotation, biological process: Ras protein signal transduction; positive regulation of GTPase activity. NCBI's taxonomy places the organism in Eukaryota, Evosea, Eumycetozoa, Acytosteliales, Cavenderiaceae. Gene Ontology annotation, molecular function: guanyl-nucleotide exchange factor activity. Gene Ontology annotation, cellular component: plasma membrane. Bases 1 to 4041 code for a protein of 1346 amino acids.
AUGGAACCGAUAAACAGUUGCAACAACGCUGCUGUUGACAGUGGUGGUGGUGGUGGAAGUGGUGAACAAUCUUCAUCAUCAUUAACAUCUUCAACCAAUAUAACUAGUAUUGUACAGAAACUAAUGAAUAAUAAUAAUAACCAAAACAAUAUAAUGAGUGGUCGUGAAGGUGAGGAUAUACCAUCUUCUCUACCAUCGGUCAAACUGUUGGGAAAGGUCUAUCAGACACAAUCCAACAAUCACAUAAAAUCUCAACAAAUCCUGGUUGGCAAAUCAUUUCAAAAAAAGACUACAACCAACGACACUACUACUACAAAUGGAGAAAGUACUAGUACAAGUACUAGUCCAUUUAAACUUAGAGGUUCUGGUGAUACGAAUAUAAUCAAUAAUAAUAAUGGUAGUAAUGUAGUAUCUGAUGAUACUACAAUAACAACAACAACAACAACAACAACAAAAUCAACAUCUACUACAACCAAUAUUGUACCACCUUUGAAUUUAAAUAUUGGAUCUUCAUCCCCUCCAACAGAGACAACAACAACGAAUGAAGAACAAAAAGGUGAAAAUCAAUCUCCAUCUUCAUCAUUUGCAUCUACGUCUUCAUCGUCGUCGUCAUCAUCAUCGUCGUCUGAAACCAAAGGAUGGAAAACACAACAUUCAGUUCCACUUUCUCCACCAACAGUAUCACGUAAAAUAAGAAAUAGUUAUCGUAGCUCAAAGUUGAUUGAUAGUAAUAGUGGUGAUGAUGGUGAAAGCAAUAAUAGUGUUAAUAGUGUUGGAGGAGGAGGAGGAAUUCCAUAUUAUAAUCGAUCGAUAUCACCAACUACUACACACUAUAUGAAUGAAUUCCCACCAUUGGCACCUGUUCCAGCGAGAAAUACAAAUGGACAACAUGGACAACACCAACAACAUCAACAACAACAACAACAACAACAACAACAACAUAAGGAUAUAAUAGAUCAUCCAAUAAGUCAAUCAUAUUCAGGGCCAUCGUCAUCGUCAACGAAUAGUAGUGGAGGUGGAGGAGUUGGUGGAGCAUUUAAAAACUUUAAUCGUAAUCAUCAAGCACAUAGAGUGGCAGGUGAUUGGAGAGACAAGGUAUUUACCCAGGGUGUAACAGCUAAUCUAGACAGAAAAGAGCGAAGAAACUUGUUGAUUGGGUCAAGAGAACCAUCAUUGCUUAUGAGUAACGAUGUUGAUGAGACAGGUGGUCUUACUAUAACUACAUCGACCAUGGAUGAAGAAGAAAAAGAGGUACAAAGCUUGGUAGAUAAAUUUAGAGUUAGAAAAGGAUCAAACUCUCGUAAAUCUAAACUCACCUCUAAAGAUGUAGAAUGGAUUACAAAGAAAUUUGUUGAUCAACAAGAAGAUAAUAAUAAUAAUCCAAAAGAACAGGAAAUGGAAAAAGAAAAGGAAACUAACAAUAAUAAUAAUGUAAAAAUCAAACAACAACAAGAAUCAACAACAACAACAACAACAACAACAACUAGUACCAUUACGAUUACACCAGAAGUUUUAGAUAUAAAACAAUCAUUAAAUAAUGGAAAGAAUAAUAUGAAUAAUGGUAAUAUUAAUAGUAUUGGAAGAAGAAAGAGGGGAAAGACGGUUGCCAACCAGUAUGUACGUGCACCCAAGUUGUCGUCGUCGUCGCCGUCGUCAAUAGACAGUAGCGGCGAGGAAGACGAUGACGACGAUGAGAUUAUUACGCCCAUGUCCAUGCCGAGCUACCGGUUCCUCGAGGAGGCCGGCAAGCGCCGUUACCUAGUGGCCGAGCCGAGUCGAAAGCCAGGCAUCAAACCACCCCUUUUCUUGCACGUGCCGACGGUUGCCCACCCCAUCCAAUUCCACCAAAGCGCACCUGAAAAGAUCAACUCGUCUACGAUGUCUGUCGCAGUCGAGGAGAAUGUAAAUACACCCACUUCCCAGUCGCACCCAACUUCCACAUCUCUGCUGUACAAUCACCAAAUCAUUAACCGAGUUGCCCACGAUAAGGACUUGUCCUAUCAGUUUUUCCCAGCACUCUCUAUCUCCCACAAGGCUCCACAUCGUCAUCACCAUCACAUGACUAUUCUUCAAACUACUCCAAAUAUUAAUAAUAAUAAUAAUAAUAAGACUGGUGGUGGUGUAAAUACUGGUGGAGUUGUAGGUCAAGCCAAACAACCUGCAAAAAACAAUGCACUUGGUUUGGGGAUCAAGGGGUCGCCAACAUCAACGUCCACAUCACCGUCGUCUCCAUCUGGACUGGACGAUCCUAGUUAUUUGUCCAUGUCGCUGUCUCCCCCAUCCUCAUCGACUGCACCAAUCACAGAGUCUGUCCUCUCAGCCAGUUACACACCACGCACCAAUGAAGCUCAACGCAAGAGUUAUUGGCCAAUCAGGUUUGGUCAACAACCAACUCCAGUAGUCACAUCCAAACCUUCUGCCACACAACCAAUGGUCAAAGAUGGGGAUAAUAAUAAUAAUAAUAAUCAACAACAACAAGAGAAACAUUUGUUGGCAACAUCUCCAGACUCUGCAACUACAACUGCAUCACCUGCAUCUUCACUUGGAUCUUCACCAUCAAUCACUACUGGUAUAUCACCAGUUUCCGAUUCAAAUCAUCAAUCAUCUUCUUCUACUAGUCCUCCAACAGCUCAACAACAAACUACCAACUCAAAUUCUACAAUACUUAGAUCAGAUUCACCAAUUAAUGUAGAUAAUUUGUAUAGAGGUAUAGAAGAGGAUUUCAAAGAUCGUAGUGAUAUUUAUUUUGUCAAUAAUAAUAAUCUAAUUGGUAAUAAUGCCAAUGGUUCACCAAAUGUAUUUGCAUUGUCGAUUCAUAGUAAACGUGCCAUCAAGAUCAAGUGUGGUACUGUCGAUGCUUUGGUAGAGGCACUUACACACCAUCAACUAUCUGAUCCCAACUUUGCCGAAACCUUUUUAUUGACGUUCAAGACAUUUACAACGGCCGAUUACUUUUUAUCAAGACUUACGUAUCGAUACGAACAAGCCAGUCAUAUUGUCGAUGAUCGAGACCCAUCAAUGAGUGACGAACAACACCAAUCUCACUUGGAAAAACAAACCAUUAUUGCUCGUACCGUCAAACUACGAGUUUGUAGUAUCAUUAAAAUGUGGAUCGAUAAACAUUUCCAUGAUUUUGACAAAAGUCCAAAAUUAUUGGAUGAAUUGGAAAAUUUUGUAACUGGUCCACUUUGUGAAGAUGGUAUGGAAAAAAUUGCUCAAAAUAUUCAAAGAACUAUUCAAAGAAGAUUGGCAGGAGAACAAAAAGAUAUAAUAAUUCAUGGUAGAAUACCACCAGCAAUUAUACCAAAUUUAAAGAAUGAACAGAUACCAACAUUAUUUGUAUUUGAUGAUUUGGAGAUUGCAAGACAAUUGACAUUGAUCGAACAUGAAUCCUACUCGUUGAUUAAACCAUACGAGUGUGUAAAUUUAGCAUUUAGCAAACCUGGAAAGGAAGAAAAGGCACCCAACAUUUGGAAUAUCAUCAAACGUUCAAAUAACAUUCCACUUUGGGUUGCCACCGAAAUUGUACAAGAAGAAAGAUUAACAAAACGUGCAAAUAUUAUAAAGAAAUUUAUUUCAAUUGCUGAUCAUUGUAGAAAUUUAAAUAAUUAUAAUGCAGUAAUGGAAAUAUUAUCAGGAUUAAAUAUGACACCAGUGUAUAGAUUAAAAAAGACAUGGGAAACCAUAUCAAGAAAAUAUUUGGCAACUUUUAAACAUUUGAAUUCACUGAUGGCCAACAAGGGCAAUUUCAAGGUGUAUCGAGAUGUAUUGCACACCAAGAAUCCGCCGUGUCUCCCAUUCCUCGGUGUCUAUCUCACCGAUCUAACCUUUCUCGAGGAGGGUUCCCCCGAGACUCUGGAAGGCGGUCUCAUCAACAUGAUCAAACGUACGCAGUUAGCAGCCGUCAUUCAAGAAAUCCAACAAUUCCAACAACAACCCUACUCUUUUACACCCGUCCCUAUUAUUCGUGACUUUUUACUUCAAGUUCAAGGUUUACAAGAACGUGCAUUAUACAAACAAUCUAAAUUAAUUGAACCUUAA